This is a messenger RNA of Rhineura floridana, 2714 nucleotides long. RefSeq names its product bone morphogenetic protein 2-like. The coding region runs from base 1025 to 2257 and encodes 410 amino acids. The transcript has 3 exons. The record is from RefSeq and is a predicted model, not a curated record. Gene Ontology annotation, molecular function: growth factor activity; cytokine activity; BMP receptor binding. Gene Ontology annotation, biological process: negative regulation of transcription by RNA polymerase II; BMP signaling pathway; SMAD protein signal transduction. Lineage: Eukaryota; Metazoa; Chordata; Lepidosauria; Squamata; Rhineuridae. Gene Ontology annotation, cellular component: extracellular region.
AUCGUGCCAGGAAGAACAGGGCUGGGGGGGGGGCUGUUUUCCUGGCAAGGCUCGCGCCUUUGGGACAGCACCGGCUUCUGUUUGAAUGUGACUUGAGAAGAACUGCAUGCAUUAAUUUGAGGAAUGGAAGAAGAAAAAGAAGGAGUCAAGGCUUUUAACGUAAAAGCCAGCUUUGAUUCUGUAGGCACACAAAUUGUGCUCCCUACAAAAAUGCUGUGAAAUCAGCUCUGUGCCAAGGGAAGUGUUUGGAUGGGUGGCCAGUUUUUUUCUUUUUGGUGUGCCUUAUUAGCAACAGGUUGAUAAUAAUCAGCACCGGAUGGUAGGUAGCCAAAGUGCAAGGUUGGCUGGAUCAGCCUUCAAGCAGAGUCAUGAUUAUAGCUUACGGCAGCAGUGCCUUCUGGGUAAUUUUUAAGGCCUUGUGGCUGACCGAGAGGGACUGAGGAAAGAAGAGGCACCCGCACUCAGCCACCGUGUAUCCUUGGCCCAACUGCUCGCUGGGGAAGCAGAUGUCCCGUAAGUCCCUGGUGUGGAGCUCCAAGUUGCUCUCGUUCCCUUAGUCUGGAAUCAGGGCCAACACGGCACCCUCACCUUCCUGGCAGGGCCAAGGUAUGCAGCACGUCCAAAAAAAGGGCCACCAUGCUGCUGGAGAGAGCGAAGAGGCGACAACGCACAACAAACUUGUUUGUUCUGGCUCAGGCCCCUUGCCUGGUUGACAUCACAUCCUGAAGGCAGAGAGAGAGAGAGAAACACGGCACCUCCACAGGCACGGCGGGCAGAGCCCCGACACUCAGGAGAAGAGCUGGGAGCUGGCCUCCUCUUUCUCAUUUGCCAAACGAGAGAGGAAGGACAGAGAUUGCCAAGGAGAACUGGGGCACCAUGGGGCAGGGCAGCCCAUUUCCUGGCAUGGGCGAUCCAGAAGCACGGCUGGGAGAGACCUAAAAGCCAGGAAAAGCCCACUGGAUCUGCAGGAGAGAGGAGGGGAAGAUGGAUUGUUGCCAACAGCCUCAACUCUUGCAAUUCCACAAUGGUUUCUGGUAACGUGGCCGUUUUGGGGGUUCUGCUGACAUCUCUCGUCUUCUGGGGAUCCGAAGGCCCCCGGGCGGCCCCUCCAGGAACAUCCAAGAGAGCUGGCCUGCAUGACUCGAAGCAGGUCCCAAUCCAGGCCCUCCAAACCGUCUUGUUAAGACGCUUGGGCUUACAAAGGCGCCCAGAGCCAAGACCGGGGCUGGUGGUCCCCCAGUACCUGCUGGAUCUGUACCAGUUCUGCCUGGGAAAAGCUCCCUCCUCCCUCAAAGAGACGGAGCUUCCCUUCCUAGAGGAACAAGCCGGAAGAGCCAACACUGUCCGCACCUUUCACCAUGUCGAGGACCUGGACCAUAUCCCUGAAGUUGCAGACAGUUCGUUCUACUUCCUGUUCAACCUCACCUUAUUGCCUGCAGAAGAGGAGCUGACUGCCCUCGAGCUGCGUCUCUACCACGCCCAGAAGGAAAGCAGGGGUGUUCACAUCAACAUCUACCACAUGAUGGAUCCCCCACCCCUUUCCGGAAACAGGAGCAGUCUCCUCGCUCGGAAAUUCUUGGCUCUCAACCAGCCUAAGUGGGAGAGCUUUGAUGUUACUGCUGCUUUUUGGAGAGCCAAAGGCCAGAAGCACCACCUUGAGUUUCUUGUGGCGGUGGAGCACCCAGACGGCAACCAUGAGCUUCAGCAGCGUCACCUCCCUCUUCGCACAAGGCGAUCUCCUGGAGAGCAGGAGGCCCAGUGGGCUCUAGAAAGGCCUUUGCUGGUCACCUAUAGCCACGACCAAAGGGGACAGCCUUUGACUCGUGGGAAAAGGCAAAACAGAAGCCAGCCAGGCGGACUAACCCCGAAGGGAGGCAGAAGAGCUACAAAAGUCCCUGGCUCCAUGGGCAAACGUAGGGGCCUGCAGCCAAAAGCCAAAGCCAGCACGAGGUGCAGGAGGCAUCGCCUGUUUGUGGAUUUCAAGGUGGUUGGGUGGAACGACUGGAUAGUUGCCCCCAGCGGCUACCACGCUUUCUACUGCUCCGGGGAGUGCCGGUUCCCGCUGGCUGACCACAUGAACUCCUCUAGCCACGCCAUGGUGCAGACCAUGUUGAAUUCGGUGAACUCCAAGGUACCCAAAGCAUGCUGCAUCCCGACGGACCUCAGCCCCAUCGCUAUGCUCUACCUGGAUCAACAUGACAUAAUGGUCCUGAAGACCUACCAGGACAUGGUGGUGGAAGGCUGUGGCUGUCGGUAGACACAACAGAGCAGGGAGGUGCCUUCUCUCCAUCGUAAAACUUGGGAGUCACCCCAAUGAGAGUGAUGAACAAUAGGCUCUGGACUGUGAAGAGUACUUCUUCAUGCAGCAUGUAAUUAACUUAUGGAACUGCCCGCCACAAGAGGUGGGGACAGCCCAAAUAUGAGAUGGCUCACCUAUGAGCUAAAUGGGAGUUCCCUGCACAGCGGUAGCAGAAUGCCCCUGAAUACCAGGCUCUAGAAACAGACAGACAAUCGCCACCAUGCCCUGCUGGAGAGUGCCCAGUGUCAUCUAGCUGGCCAGAGAUGGAAACAGACGGGCCUUGGGCUGGAUUCAGCAAGGCAAAAUUCUCAUGUUCGUAUGUAGUCUCACAAACUUCUCUACAUUAAUGAGCAACUGUUGGCAUUUCUAAGCUGUGAUACCCUUUGGUUGAACAAUAAAGGAGUUACCAAGUCUA